AUGGACGAUGUGCUACCGACUGAAAUCGUUGGCGAGAUAUUCCGCCUCUGCAUACCAAUUCCUACGGAAGGGUGGGAUUCGGAAUAUCAACGCAGACGGGCCAGAACUAUUCAGGCGCCGCUACUUCUGACCCAGAUUUCUCAAGGCUGGCGACGGCUUGCGCUCUCAAUACCUGUCCUCUGGGCCACGUUUGUUGUUGACCUUAGAGUCCGGCGUCACCACCUUCCUGAGUUUGCAGAAAUGUGGCUCACGCGCGCUGCGGAGUACCCCCUUGAUAUCACCAUCCAAGGCGAAUUGGUUGUACUCAAGCAGCCCCAAUUCGAUGCAGUUAUGACGACCCUCAAGGCACACACGUCUCAUAUUCGGUCACUUCAGCUUAGCCUUGGGCUUCGCGACUUCGUCACGCUAGAAAAUCUGGUCCGGAGUUGGGAAUUCCCCGGACUGGAAGAACUAGGCGUUACCAUUGAAAAUAUUGAAGAGGAGGAGAGUGAUGAUGAAUGGGAUAACCUCUCCUGGCCCGUCGGCUCGGCUUUCCAAUCUGCAAGCAGUUUAUGGAAUCUUACCAUUGAACGUCUUCCUCUGUCGACCUUCCAUGUUGCAACUGUUCAGAAGUUAACGCGGCUUCACGUCUGUCAGGACGACUUCGAGACUGCAUUGAGCGCCGUUUCAGGACUGCCAAAUCUGCUAGCUUUCAAGCUGACCGAACACGAGACAUCUAGGAUCGUCUUCCAACCUGAACAGCCGCUUGUACAUUCCUCCAUUCGACGCCUUGACCUCGCCUACAGCUACAAGUCUGGCGCGUCAGUGUCUUUUCUCCGGACCGUGACACUGCCUUCUCUCCGCGACCUCCGCCUCGAGCGCACUGACCACCUUGGCGCCCCGUUAGACGAGUUUCUCGCUCGUUCAUCGUGGCCGCCCCUCACGACAUUCCAUCUCACUUUCGUCAAGCCUGGAAACGGGCUGCCUCCCUUGUUCGCUGCCUUGAAAACACCCUCCUUUGCAUCACUGGAGGAGCUGGUCGUAGCGUUGCCUGACCAAGACCACCUGGAAAUCUUCUGCGAGCAAUUAGGCGCGAACAACGAGUUCCUUCCCAAACUUCAACGUUUUGUCCGCUGCAAGCCACUCGACUUGUCUGGAACAGCGGCACCGCCCUCUGACGCGCUGUCGUUGAUUGGGCGAGCGGUGACGAGCCGACUGGGACGAGAGCCGGCGUGGCCGUUGAGGGCUGUGAGAAUCGAAUGGGACGAAAUCGAGUGGGAAGAGGAUGAGUUGGUUGGGCUGGGAUUGGCAGAGCCAUCUCCUACUGACUCGGGGGAGCCGUCUAUACUAGAGCUAUAUGAGCUCGACUCCUCCGUCCUCGAGCCGUUCCAAUUGUGGAAGACCAAGGGAAUGGAGGUAUACUUGGGUCCAAAUUAUCCUACAUCAGCGUCCAUUGUCUGA
Messenger RNA from Mycena indigotica, 1440 nucleotides. Its product is annotated as F-box domain-containing protein. Lineage: Eukaryota; Fungi; Basidiomycota; Agaricomycetes; Agaricales; Mycenaceae. The transcript has a single exon. The coding region runs from base 1 to 1440 and encodes 479 amino acids. The record is from RefSeq and is a predicted model, not a curated record.